Molecule: messenger RNA, 1293 nt
Organism: Lepus europaeus (European hare)
Lineage: Eukaryota; Metazoa; Chordata; Mammalia; Lagomorpha; Leporidae
Gene: SPTSSA
Product: serine palmitoyltransferase small subunit A
Exons: 2
Coding region: 49-264 (71 amino acids)
Biological process (GO): ceramide biosynthetic process
Cellular component (GO): serine palmitoyltransferase complex
Molecular function (GO): serine C-palmitoyltransferase activity
Source: RefSeq, a predicted model, not a curated record
CGGGCGGCGGGCCGGACAGACUGACGUGCGGCUGCAUCGCGGAGGCGCAUGGCGGGGAUGGCGCUGGCGCGGGCCUGGAAGCAGAUGUCCUGGUUCUACUACCAGUACCUGCUGGUCACGGCGCUCUACAUGCUGGAGCCCUGGGAGCGCACUGUGUUCAAUUCCAUGCUGGUUUCCGUCGUGGGAAUGGCCCUGUACACAGGAUACGUCUUCAUGCCCCAGCACAUCAUGGCGAUAUUGCACUACUUUGAAGUUGUACAGUGACCAGGAUGUGAGCAGGAUCCAGAAGACCCACCCUACGAAGCUGGCAUGAGACUUCAUCCGAUGUCAUAAGAAACUCUACUAGUUGUCAACAUAACCAACCUUGUAAAGACUAAAAUUCAUGAGUAGAACAGGAAAAUCAUCCUGACUCAUGUGUUGUGUUCUUUAUUUUUAAUUUUAAAAGAGGCUCUUGUAUAGUAAUUUUUGUCUAUUUUAACAUUGUAGUCAUUUGUACUUUGAUAUCAGUAUUUUCUUAACCUUUGUGACUGUUUCAAUAUUACCCCGUGAGAGCUUUUCUUAAUGUAACUUUGAGUACAUUUUAAUUGCCUUCUAUUUUUUAAAACCCAGAGUCAUUAGUUGGGCUUUACUGUUCUUGCUAUUGUAUGGCAUAUACAUCUGCCUGGACAUAUUUCUACUCUUGACCAAAGUUUUGUAAGAAACCAUACCAGAUUUGGGGCGGGGGAAUGGGGCAGGGAGGAUAUUUUAUUGGGAAUUACUUACAAAAGACUUACCUGUAAGCUUGAACUCAGGAGUACAGUUUUAGCUAUCUAGACUCUUAACAGCUUUUGCUUUAAAACUAUUAAGGUGUUUCUUAACACUGAAAAAGAAAAGAUCUUUCUAAAGUUAAGAUAAGGAACAUUUCACCUUUUAAAUAUUUAAUGCUUAUGUGGACUUGUUUCCAGAAAAUGAGUGACGAUCCUCGUGAUAGAAGCUGGUUAAGAAGCAUUGGUAUAUAGUGCUUAUAUACCGUAGAGUUUUUAACAGAUGGUCAAUCAGUUUCCUCUUGGGGCCACUAUUAACAGUGUACUUCCUUAAGUUUAAUUUUGUGAUUGUAAUGGGUGCUGCAAAUGCAUUUGCACAUUGAAAUAAGAUAUGAUGCGAUGAUUUGUUGUUAAAAACCAUAGUAAAAAGAAGUGUAAACUUGGUUAAAAUCCUUUCACUCUUUGUAUUGUUUUUUUUAAAGAUUUUUAUUCCUUAAAUGUAAAAUGACUAAUUUUUUGGAUGUAAACUCAUUAAAUUCAGAGAGAAAAA